GGCGAAGCCCCAAGCCUCGCCUUUCGCUGGCGGAGAGUCGCGCGGUGCGCCCCGCGCUCCCCUAGCCUCCGACGCCGCCGCCGGAGCCCUAGGAGCGCGCGAGGCCCCGCGCACUCCGCGCUCCAGCCGGGCUCAGGCGCGGACUGGGCGGGCGCCGGGGCGGGACCGCGUCCUCGAAGGUUUGAAUGUUAGGAUCCAGAUUGCCGGCGACGGCGGCGAGCAGAUCCUGAAGCCAGAACUCCUCCUGGGCCCCCGCGCCCGCGACAUGCGGCGGGAGAGGUGCGGCGCCCCCCUCCCGCGUCCCCGCCAUGGAGGUGCUGCGGCGCUCUUCGGUUUUUGCCGCCGAGAUCAUGGACGCCUUUGACCGCUCGCCCACCGACAAGGAGCUGGUGGCCCAAGCUAAGGCGCUCGGCCGGGAGUUCGUGCACGCUCGGCUCCUGCGCGCCGGCCUCUCCUGGAGCGCGCCCGAGCGCGCCGCGCUCGCCCCGGGAGGCCGCCUCGCAGAGGUGUGCACGGUGCUGCUGCGCCUGGGGUCUGGACCCCUCACCAUGGGCACUGAGGUCCUGACCUCCAGCCAUUCUCAGUUCUGGGAGUGGGCACUUGGAGAGCAGGAGGCAGCAAAGAUGGACCCUGCCCAGUCCUCUCCAAGCCAAGUGUGGGGAGAGGCUGACACUCGGGACGAGCUGGAGCUGAUUCGGCCCAGCAUCUACCGCAACGUGGCGCGCCAGCUGAACAUCUCCCUGCACUCCGAGAGCGUGGUGACCGACGCCUUCCUGGCUGUGGCCGCCCAGAUCUUUGCUGCAGCUUGGUGGUCUGGAGAGGCCCUUCCUCCCAUGGAACACCCUGCUGCCCCGCAGAGAGGGUGCCCAGGGGGACAGACAGGCAUCACGUGGGGCAAGGUGGUGUCCCUGUACUUGGUGGCUGCGGGGCUGGCUGUGGACUGUGUGCGGCAGGCCCAGCCCGCCAUGGUUCAUGCUCUCGUCGAUUGCCUCGGGGAAUUUGUGCGCAAGACCCUGGCAACCUGGCUGCGAAGGCGCGGUGGAUGGCUCUAAAGACCCGCUGCCUGGCCCCUGCACUGCAGAAGGCGGCCUGGGGAGGGACUUCAGGCCUGAGAGGGAAAGGCCAGCACUGCCCUGCCCUGCCCUCCCCACGGGCUCCAGUGCCUAGUGAGCGAUGGCAUUGGUCAUCUCCAACACUGUCUCCAUGCUCCUAACUACUCACCUGGCCCAGCCAGACCGUGGGGGCUGCUGGGCCCUGGGCGUGGGGCGGGGCACCCUCACCCAUAGAUCUGUUUUCUCUGUAAAAUAGGUGGGACACACUGGCAGGAGUGUCGAGCUCAGCCCUCUGUUGAGGUUGCAGCCAAGGGCUGUGGUCUCAUCUGAAGGGGGCAUUGGGCGGGGAGGUAUUGCCUCCAGGUGACUCCCGUGGCUGUGGCACCCCCAGCACAGGGACUCUGAGGCCUCUGUCCUCCCCGGCCCGCUCCCACUGGAGCCCCACUGGGGCUGGACAUGGUGGCUUCCUGGCAUGGGGCCCAGCUGCCUCCACUCCCACCUGCGCUCCCUUCCCUUCUCACCAUCUGAAUCCUCAUGGAGGGGUUUGGUCCCUGCUGGAGCCUUCAGUCCCCACCAGACCACAGACCUUCCCUCCAUGGCUCAGUGCUCCCUGUCGGCUCGGCUGACACAGGUGGAAGGCUCGGGGGCCUCC
Molecule: messenger RNA, 1704 nt
Organism: Myotis daubentonii (Daubenton's bat)
Lineage: Eukaryota; Metazoa; Chordata; Mammalia; Chiroptera; Vespertilionidae
Gene: BOK
Product: BCL2 family apoptosis regulator BOK
Biological process (GO): intrinsic apoptotic signaling pathway in response to DNA damage; regulation of apoptotic process; release of cytochrome c from mitochondria
Cellular component (GO): mitochondrial outer membrane
Molecular function (GO): BH domain binding
Source: RefSeq, a predicted model, not a curated record